AAAAGGGCUUCUCUUCUCUUCCACUAUAAGGAGCCACAACCUCUCAAAACCCUCUCCACCAUAGACUCAGAAUUUCAGCUUCUUCUCCAAAUCUUUCAUGACUACCACUACUCACAAACAGCUUGAAGUUCUUACAGAUGAUCAAACACCACAGAAAUGGUGUGUUCUAUUGAGAGAAGAAGUGUUCAAAAAGUUCAUGUCUCAAGAUAUCUUAUUGUCUAGUCUAAGAAGCUCUGGCCAAAGCACUAUUGAUUGGUUUCAGACAGAGCAAUAUUAUGUGCUCAAAGCAGAACUACCUGGAGAAGGGAAAAACAGUGUUCGAGUGUAUGCUGAAAAUGCGAAGGUUUUGGAGAUUAGUGGGCAGUGGAAGCAGCAGCAACAGCAAAAAGAUCAGUCCAAGACAAACAGUACAAGAGAUUGGAGAAGUGGGAAUUGGUGGGAAUCUGGGUAUGUUAGGAGGCUUGAGCUCCCACAAGAUGCAGAUUGGAGAAAGAUAGAGGCAUAUGUGACCAAUGACCUGAUUCUGGAAAUCAAAAUUCACAAGAUCAACAACUCCUUGGAUGCUGAUAAUAAUCAGAACACUACUGCAUAAUAUAUGUGAUGAAGGAAUGAAUCAGUGUAAGUAGGCCUAAAACAAAUUACUGGGGGGACUUGUUUAUUUUGUCAUUACUGUGUAGAUUCUGUGAUGAUCUACUACUAUAAUCUAUUAGGAGCAGAAUCAUGUAGUUAAGUAAAAAUAUUUCAUUGGGGCAAAUGAACCAACAAUGGGGAUGUAGCUCAGAUGGUAGAGCGCUCGCUUAGCAUGCGAGAGGUACGGGGAUCGAUACCCCGCAUCUCCAAUCUGCUGGUUUACGUUUUCUUUUUUCUUCUUUGUCGUUUAGCUUAUACGGCCUGUCGUUCAAUCAACAUUAACAUCCCAAAAUUCAAUAUCUGUGCUCAAACCAAAAAGAAGGCAAAUCCAUCGAAAAAAAAAAAUAGUUUUGGGUAGAUUUUUGGUUUGAAAAUAUCAAUUUGCACCCUGUUCAUCAGUUGCUCUUGAACACGAUGACCUGGAUAUGCAACCCGCCCCUAGUAUUUGGGUAGAUCAUGGUGAGCCAAAUUUUUCUAAUUGAA
Molecule: messenger RNA, 1113 nt
Organism: Rosa rugosa (rugosa rose)
Lineage: Eukaryota; Viridiplantae; Streptophyta; Magnoliopsida; Rosales; Rosaceae
Product: 21.7 kDa class VI heat shock protein
Exons: 3
Coding region: 98-592 (164 amino acids)
Source: RefSeq, a predicted model, not a curated record